Molecule: messenger RNA, 2163 nt
Organism: Polyodon spathula (Mississippi paddlefish)
Lineage: Eukaryota; Metazoa; Chordata; Actinopteri; Acipenseriformes; Polyodontidae
Exons: 2
Coding region: 865-2145 (426 amino acids)
Source: RefSeq, a predicted model, not a curated record
UUCAAUAUUAAUAAUACUAGACUUCACUGAGGGGAGAUCUGAACCCAGAUCAAGGUUACGACUACACAAGGGAAGGGCGUUUGAUAGUUAUAGCCCAAAAGCCACUGAAUCCCUCUGUGCCUUGCUGUGGUUUUGAAUAAAAUGAAGCUGCAUACAAUGCUGAUGAAACUAAAAAGCCUCAUAAAUUAAAAAAAGCAUCUGGAAACCAAAAGAAAUGCUGCCAUUGUUUGGUCGUACUCUUUCAAAACAGCCACGAGUAAAAAUCCACGUCAGCGAGCACGGCUCCCGGACACGCUGAGGGGAGAGGGGGGGCCAAGAGCUGUUGAAGCAGCCGCGCUCCUCUGCAGAGGGGUCCCGCUGAAGCAGCCGCGCUCCUCUGCAGAGGGGUCCCGCUGAAGCAGCCGCGCUCCUCUGCAGAGGGGUCCCGUUGAAGCAGCCGCGCUCCUCUGCAGAGGGGUCCCGCUGAAGCAGCCGCGCUCCUCUGCAGAGGGGUCCCGCUGAAGCAGCCGCGCUCCUCUGCAGAGGGGUCCCGCUGAAGCAGCCGCGCUCCUCUGCAGAGGGGUCCCGCUGAAGCAGCCGCGCUCCUCUGCAGAGGGGUCCCGCUGAAGCAGCCGCGCUCCUCUGCAGAGGGGUCUGGGUGCUCUCAACACAGAGCCACAGAAGAUUUUUUUUACAAGUUGUUUAAGCACAAAUGAAAGCACAGAGAGGUCUAACACUUGCAGAGAAGUGCGUAUCGUUUCUAUAUCCCCGACUGCUGCACGGAAACAAAUUCUCUCGCCCAGGUUUUCAUGCAGGUCGGUAUAUAAAGGAUAUAAAUGACCAUGAGGAAAUUUACUCUAAACAGAGAGGAGGAGAUUUAUUCGCAUGGAGCGAGUCUCUUAUAGUGCAGCUCAGCGAGUCUCUCACUGCAAGGUAACACACCGCGUGGAGCGAGUCUCUUAUAGUGCAGCUCAGCGAGUCUCUCACUGCAGGGUAACACACCGCGUGGAGCGAGUCUCUUAUAGUGCAGCUCAGCGAGUCUCUCACUGCAAGGUAACACACCGCGUGGAGCGAGUCUCUUAUAGUGCAGCUCAGCGAGUCUCUCACUGCAGGGUAACACACCGCGUGGAGCGAGUCUCUUAUAGUGCAGCUCAGCGAGUCUCUCACUGCAGGGUAACACACCGCGUGGAGCGAGUCUCUUAUAGUGCAGCUCAGCGAGUCUCUCACUGCAAGGUAACACACCGCGUGGAGCGAGUCUCUUAUAGUGCAGCUCAGCGAGUCUCUCACUGCAAGGUAACACACCGCGUGGAGCGAGUCUCUUAUAGUGCAGCUCAGCGAGUCUCUCACUGCAAGGUAACACACCGCGUGGAGCGAGUCUCUUAUAGUGCAGCUCAGCGAGUCUCUCACUGCAAGGUAACACACCGCGUGGAGCGAGUCUCUCACUGCAAGGUAACACACCGCGUGGAGCGAGUCUCUUAUAGUGCAGCUCAGCGAGUCUCUCACUGCAAGGUAACACACCGCGUGGAGCGAGUCUCUCACUGCAAGGUAACACACCGCGUGGAGCGAGUCUCUUAUAGUGCAGCUCAGCGAGUCUCUCACUGCAAGGUAACACACCGCGUGGAGCGAGUCUCUUAUAGUGCAGCUCAGCGAGUCUCUCACUGCAAGGUAACACACCGCGUGGAGCGAGUCUCUUAUAGUGCAGCUCAGCGAGUCUCUCACUGCAAGGUAACACACCGCGUGGAGCGAGUCUCUCACUGCAAGGUAACACACCGCGUGGAGCGAGUCUCUUAUAGUGCAGCUCAGCGAGUCUCUCACUGCAAGGUAACACACCGCGUGGAGCGAGUCUCUCACUGCAAGGUAACACACCGCGUGGAGCGAGUCUCUUAUAGUGCAGCUCAGCGAGUCUCUCACUGCAAGGUAACACACCGCGUGGAGCGAGUCUCUUAUAGUGAAGCUCAGCGAGUCUCUCACUGCAGGGUAACACACCGCGUGGAGCGAGUCUCUUAUAGUGCAGCUCAGCAAGUCUCUCACUGCAAGGUAACACACCGCGUGGAGCGAGUCUCUUAUAGUGCAGCUCAGCGAGUCUCUCACUGCAGGGUCUGGCGUCACAGGGUUGCCGAGCUGCAAGAGGCACUAGACAGACAGACACACACACACACACACUGACACACACACACACCACAC